AUGAAGCUCAUAUACUCUGUAACUCUGCUAUUAUGCUUUCGUAUUGAAAUUUUGUAUCUUCUUUUAGCUUCUGUGUGUUCGCUCGCAUGGAAUCCAAAUGGUCAGACUGUAGCAGGUAGUUUGACAGGUGUUGCUGGUGCUGCACCUAAUGGUAUGAACGCUCCUAAUGAUGUAUUUUUGGAGUCACCCACUACACUUCUUGUCGCUGCUGGGGGGAAUCAGGUAAUCCAGAGAUGGACAACCGGUAAUCUCAACAGUGGAGCUAACAUUGCUGGUCAAAAUGGAGGAGCUGGAGGAGCUAAUAACCAGUUUAGAACUCCUGCUAGUGUUGUUGUUGACGCAAAUGGUAAUCUCUUGGUGGCAGAUAGUGCUAAUAAUCGAAUUCAAUCCUGGGCACCCGGUGCAGUUGUAGGCACAACCAUUGCUGGUGUAGGAGCAGUUGCCCCAAACAAUUUAGUUGCAGGUGUUGCACUUAACAAUCCAGUUAGUAUUGUACUUGGUCCUAAUGGAAACUCAUUUUUCGUCAGUGACAGUGGCAAUAAUCGAGUGGUUCAAUUCUUUCGAGAUGGUGUGACUCUUCCUCGGCUUGCUGCUGGCGGUAAUGGAGCAGGAGCUUUUCCGAAUCAGUUGAGUGCACCACAGGGUAUAUUUUUUGAUUCAGCAUCAAAUUCUUUAAUAAUCGCUAAUUCGGGUGCUAACGAUGUCAGACGUUGGGUUCUUGGACAGAAUAUAGGGACAAUUAUUGGAAACGGUGUUCAAGUUGGUAAUGCAGUACAACCACUAGCCGGGCCUAUCGGUGUAACACUUGAUUCCGCUGGAAAUUUGUAUGUGAGCGAUAGUGGAAAUAACCGUAUAGUGUUGAUUAGGCCUGGUCAAAUAACUGGUACUAUCAUUAUACCAGGAGGUGCCGUAGCUGGUGCUGCUGCUGCUACUCCCACUUCAUUAAAUAAUCCCACUGCCAUCAAACUCGACUCUCAAGGUAAUUUGUACGUGGCCGACACAAACCGUAAUCGCGUACAACUAUUUACGUGCAUCCGGGUUCCAGCGUGAUCGAAUUCAAUAAAACUUUGAACAUGUUUUUUUUUACUAAUCAACUCGUAGUUUAAAGGUAACUUGCUUCUAAUUUUCAUAUCUAUUCACACACAAACUGUAGCUGAUUUUUAUCGUAGUUUUUUUCUCAACACCAUUUAUAUAUUUAUGAUUUUUCUCUUCUUAAUAAAACAUAUAUUAUGGGUAUGGGUAAAUAAUUCAUCGAGACAUAUCAACUAAGUUGUUGAAGAAAAAAUAAUUGUUAGUUUCAACUUUUCGUUUUCAACAAUCGAUUAAGUCGAAAGUCUAAUGAUAAUAAUAUGAUAAAGUCAUUUAUUUAGAUUAACAUUGUUCAAGUUAUUUAACUCAAUACUUAUGGAUAUUUCUUAAUUAAUAUAUACAAAUUUGAACAAUUCUGAUUUUCUUUCCAUUGUUUUUCAAUAUGUUAGUCGUUUUGAAACAACAUCUAAUUUCAAUUGAUAAAAAGAUAUAUCAAAUAUAGGUUGGAUUAUAUUCAUGAAAGCAAGACACAGUUUGAAUUGAAUUGCAUUUUAAUCAGUUAUUUUCAUUAUAUCAAGAAUAGAUACUGAUAUCCAAUCAAAAAAACAUAAUGACUUAUUUAUCAAAGGUAGAAAUCAAUCUGCUGAUCUUAACUCUUGCUUUUUUAUAAUUCUUCAAGAAAUAUAAAUACGUGUGAGAGUUGUGUUUUAAAAUUUAAAGAACAAAAUUCACAACAAAGAAUAAAAUGGACGAAAGUGUCGAAAAGAAGGAACGUAAGCAGUUAUUUUUCAUUGAAGAUCGAUUUUCAGAGUUGAGUGGCCAUGAGCAUUUUUGGAAUAACUUUAAAAGAAAAGAAAAGAGAAGUAGAAUUUGGGAUUUCAACACUAUCUACAUUUGACAUUGUUCUACCUUUUGUUUUACAAUGCUGACGAAAGAUUCUAGUCAUUUUUCCUCUAGCAUAUACCGUUAGUUUUCAAGAUGACUCUAAUUGUCUUGGAAAGCAAUAUGCUUUUUCAACUGUAGUAUGAAUAACAAAUAACCUAACUUCUUCUCUAUAUCAUUCAUUUAGGACUGAGCUUGCUAACUAUUUGUAUUUCAAAUAUAUGAAGAUUAUAGUGAAGAUUACUCACCAAAAUUUCUUGCAAAUCUGAGUGGUUAAUAAAUGUCUCUUUCUAUAGUUUUAGUCUACUUCGAUUUUUUAACAUAAUUUAUUAACUAUUAACGUUUUCUAUUAAAAUAUCAUUAAAAAGAACACACGCUAAUUUUAUAUUCAUGAUAACGAAUUGAUAUUUUUUUCAUCAAAAUGAUUAUUUGAAUCAAAAUCGAUCUAUCGAUACGAAUUUUAAAAUGUUUAUAUGCAUUCAAAAACAAAAAUCUUUGGAUCGUUAUGAUACAUUACGUGGAAUAAAUAUUUCCAAAGUUCUCUUAUUAGAAUUGUUUUAUUGAAAUUUAUCAAAUUUAAAACGCAAAGUAUAUAAAAACAAAAAGCAUAAAACAUUUAUCUGAAUAUCUUACAUUAAAUUCAAUCUAUUCAUCUCUAUUCGAUACAGACAAUUUUUUCAAGUUUUCAAGUUAAGUAUUGUACUUUGAAUCUUAUGGAGAUCGUCUAGGUUUGAAUGUCAAUACUCUAUCCUCUUGAAUCAUAUCAGAGUUUUAGAUAACGACAGAAAUAAAUCCGGAUAACAUGAUGAGAAGUAAUGAAAUAGAAAGACAUAUGUAUAUCGCUUGUUGUAAGAGCUUCUAUUAUAGUUGAGGAUUUAUAUAUUAUCCGAUUCUACAAAAAAUAAAAUAAUUUGAUUAUAAUUUCGAAAAUAUAUUGUCUGAAUUAUUUGAUGUAAUAUAUCCAUGACCAAUAUAUUCACAACGUAACAUUGCUUUUAAUGAGUUUUCAAAGUUUUCAUUUGUUGAAUGUUCGAAUUCAGAAGUCUUCAUCGUUUGCAACAAUGCUAAAUUUCCUUUUUUCCGAGUAAGAACUGCUUUUCGCAAGAUAAUUAACGAUGGAAUAUGAAUUAGUAAUAUAGCUAAACGCC
Messenger RNA from Rotaria sp. Silwood2, 3059 nucleotides. NCBI's taxonomy places the organism in Eukaryota, Metazoa, Rotifera, Eurotatoria, Philodinida, Philodinidae. The record is from the annotation of a GenBank genome assembly.